AUGCCCGCUAUCGUUGCUCUGUGCAGAAAAUUCGAGACGCUGAGAUAUGAGGACGUUGAGUGGCUCUGCCUACGCACCGUCGUCGAGAUUAGGCGCAUCAACAAGGAGGAUAUGCACUCUCGCUCUGGCGAAGGGUACGAUGUAAAAGCUGCGCUCCGCGCAAGCCACGUCUUGAUUUCGCACAGCACAUCUCGCUCGGCGUCUGCUGGCCCCACCACCGACCCUUUUCUUGAUAACCCGCCCCCGCCUGCGAAUUCGCUAGCGCCCGUCAUGGACAAUGAGCACAGCCGCCUAGGGAAGCUUGCCAAAGGCCAUGACUUCUACUUACACAAUCCAUCGCUAUACGAUGUCAACGAUAAUGUGGCAUACCUGACCAUGCUAACGGCAGGGCAGGCUGAAAGAGCGCAUGCUCCUCGACGCGAAAGACUCGUACAACACCCCAAUCUACCAACAUCUCGUUGCUCUCAGGAUUGCAUAUCGCCUUGUCACCCACACGUCAAAAGCUGCGGCUCGACAUCGUCAUUGGCGCCGUAUGUGGCUGAAGAAUGCGAGAUGUGCGGCGGGCUGGGGCACGUGCGGGGAUCUGAAGGUUGA
Messenger RNA from Schizophyllum commune H4-8, 594 nucleotides. RefSeq lists its product as uncharacterized. The transcript has a single exon. The record is from RefSeq and is a predicted model, not a curated record. NCBI's taxonomy places the organism in Eukaryota, Fungi, Basidiomycota, Agaricomycetes, Agaricales, Schizophyllaceae. Bases 1 to 594 code for a protein of 197 amino acids.